CUCCAGCUGUAGAGAAGCCAUUUUAUUUGCACCCGUGUAUAGUACAUUGCGCUUUACCACAAUUUUUUCUUUAUAAAAUGCCACGAAAGAAAUCAGAGGAUUUUUAUAGAACCCACGGGUUUACCGCGAACUUUGAUAAUGGUAAAUAUUCGGCGACCUGCCAUUUCUGCGACAGGGUGCUCCAAAAUACAGCGCUUUCGCGCCUAUCGUUACACAGGCAAACGUGUGACACUAGACGAAGUAGAUGUCCGGUAAUAUUCCGCACCGAUGUGGAGAAAGAUCAGGAUGAAGAUGGUCCACGGAUCAAGAUCCAGAAAAUAUCGAGCGAAGACGAAGACGGCGGCUUGGACAACGCUACCGAAGGCAAGGAGAUCAUAGUUAAGAUUCAACAAAUUCUGGAUGAGGCUGAUGAGGUGGACACCGUCAAAGCCAAGCCCAAAAUCAAAACCGAAAUUCGCAAAACGAACUGCUCCAAGAAUCAACAAACGGAAGAGCAACAUAUGGAAUUUGAGAUCUCCAACGUUGAGGUGCAAAACCGCGAAUACGUGGACUACUUGGACGAAAGCAAAGAGCAUUACAUAUUGCAGCACAAUGCGGAUGACUCGGCCAAUGGAACGACGACUAUCGUCGAAGCCAGGCCAAGAAAUAAUUUAGCCGCUUUGAAGGCGGACAAAACGCGAGCCGAGAUCAAACAAUUUCAGUGCAAGACCAAGUUCCUGAAAACGGAAACGGAGAACCUGAAACUGGAGCGCACACUUACUUUGCUGAGGAUUCAAAAGCUGCGUUUGGAAAUAGACGCUCUACGCGCUUAAAAAAAAUUAAACUAAAUUAAAAUUGACUUUAAUUUCAAUACUUGAUUGUAAAUGUAGGCAUAUUGACCCUUUCAAAACUGAACACUUUUUAAGCUGUAUAGAUUCUAAAAAAAACAUUUCAAAUAAAAAAUUGUAUUCAUG
Drosophila elegans is the source of this 953-nucleotide messenger RNA. RefSeq lists its product as uncharacterized. NCBI's taxonomy places the organism in Eukaryota, Metazoa, Arthropoda, Insecta, Diptera, Drosophilidae. The transcript has 5 exons. The record is from RefSeq and is a predicted model, not a curated record. The coding region runs from base 78 to 812 and encodes 244 amino acids.